CACGAGUAAGCUACGCGUAUUGGCCGAGCUAGGAUUUUGGAGUGUUACGCUGCAGUACCGGUACAGCAGUGGCAAAAAAAACGAAAAAAAAGAGAGAAAUCAUUCGCUGGAUAUAAUAAUUUGACCUAUCUCGUGUUCGAAGAUGUCAGAUGAGGCUGUUCAAUCUACAAACGAUGAUGCUGCAAUGUGUAAAAGGUUUGCUGUGCAGCAAGGAUACUGGAAAGAUCCAUACAUCCAGCUUCUUGUCAAGAGUGGUCAGAGAAGAGCACCAGAGAUAAAUAGAGGAUACUAUGCAAGGACUCAAGGCAUGCAAACCCUCCUGGUUCAGUUCCUUCAGCUUACUAAGAAGUCCUGUCAGGUCAUCAACCUGGGUGCUGGCUUUGAUUCACUCUUCUGGAGACUCAAGGAUGAAGACUUGCUUCCUGAUCUCUAUGUAGAGGUGGACUUUAGACCAGUGACAAGUAGGAAAUGUCAGAAUGUGAGAACACGCCAAAAACUGAUACAGAAUGUUCAAGAAACCUGCGAAGGCAAGAGCGUUGUAAUCGAGGAAGCUCAACUCCAUUCACCCAAGUAUCACAUUUUGUGGGGAGAUUUAAGAAAUGUCGAGGAGCUAGAGAAUAAACUCAGCAAAGAAGCCGGUAUUGAUUUCAGCAAGCCCACAUUCUUUAUGACCGAGUGCGUCCUGGUAUACCUCCACCAUGAGAAAUCCAACUCGCUCCUCAGAUGGAUCAACAGCAAGUUUCCUCAGGCUUAUUUUGCUAACUAUGAGCAGGUGAACAUGGCGGAUAAGUUUGGUAUAGUGAUGGCUGAAAACCUCAAGACAAGGGGGUGUACUCUAGAAGGGGUUGCACCUUGUAAAGAUCUUGAUACACAGAAAAGUCGCUUCACCACAGCCGGGUGGCAAGGUUCUGAUGCAGUUGACAUGCAGACUGUUUAUGCUAGUCUACCCCGCAACGAUGUCUAUCGCAUAGAAAGAUUAGAAUUCCUUGAUGAGACAGAACUCCUUGAUCAACUACUCAGUCACUAUUGCAUAUGCUGGGCAUGGAACGAUCACAGCAAUAUAGGACUGUCAUCUAUAAAGUUUGGAGACUGAGAUGGUUCAGAUGAUUCUAUCCAAAAUUAAAGCUGCCUACACACAGGUGCAAAGGAAGAUGAAUCUCCGAGGAGUUGAGGUUUGUUGCCAUGGCAAUCUAUCAUCAUACCACCGGGAGGAGCAGUGUUAUCAAAUAAGCUUUGGAGAUGUGCAGAUUACUUUGAAAGUGUUUACUGUCUGAAGUGUUUCCAUGAUAUAAAGCAUUGAGAUAAAGCAUUGGCUAAGAGAUGGUUUGCUUUCUUGUUUGGUAUUUUUAAAAAAGAACAAAUAAGAAUGCAUACAGUAUGUAUUUGAGAAACAUCGAUUGGAACGUUCAUUUUUUAAGCGUACGUCAGCCUCAAAACUGCUCUAUAAUGCUAAUUCAGGUACAUAUCCAUUGCAAGUUCUGUAUCUAUCCAAAAUUCAUAAAUGUAUAAUUAUUUUACUUGUACUGAUUAAUAUAAAAUUAUUUCUUGACUAAAAUCUAGUCGUUUUAAAGCAUGGUUCAAAAAGAUUUACAGCCAAUUUCUGAUUAGUUAGUCAUUGGUUUCCUCAUUGCCUACAGACCAUUAAGUGCUUUUAUGAAAUAAAGCGAAAGUGUAAGAUGUCAUAUUAACUUGCUUAUCUUAUAUCUGAAUUCGAUGACAUUUUCAGUGUUACGCUUCUUUGAUUUUCUCUUUCUAUUGCCAUCAACUAUUUGUCGGAGUGCACUCUCCUUUCAUUAAAAAUGAAUAAGUCUGGAAUAAGCAAUGUAAAACUUUGUAGAUUGUGUUCUGGAUAACGUGUGCUCAUGUUUGCUAUGCAAUCUCAAAAUAGCCUGGGCUAUGUUAUAAUGUACAGUGGAGUCAAAUUUAUCUCUUAAAGGGGAACCCAGCCUUGGUCAUAAAUGUCGUGUUGGAAAGGAGAAAAAUAAAGAAAACAGACUGUUGAAAAUUUGAAAGAAAUCGGACAAGAGUUAAGAAAAUUAUGGCUGCUUUAAAUUGAGAUCCCUAAGACUAUAUAUUUUUAAUUGGCAACUGGGUUAGUAAAUUAUGACAAGGGGCAAGGACAACUUUCUCAUAGGCCAUGUACUUAAUUAUAAGGGAUUUGUGGUUUUCUCCUAAGUACCCAUUCCCCUAGGGGCAGUUAUCUGAAUAUAACCCAGGUAGUAUAUUGUUUUAUGUCCUCAUGAAAGAAUAAUAUAAUUUGUAGUUUAACUUUUGAAGAAAAAAAUGUCAAUGGAGUACAUGGAAGAGUAGCCUUUGUCUUACAUCACUAUAACAUCAACAUCAUAUGUGUGGCCAAUUUGAAGUCUCUAUGAGUAAAGUGAUUACCAAUUUUUACACAUUUUUACAAUUCAUACUUUUAAUGGUUUUCCAAGAGAGAAAGAAAUGUCUUGGGGAAUAUGAAAUAAUGUUCCAGGGUGCAUCAUCUGUGUGUUCCUGUACUAUUUACUCCCUUUUUUUUUGUCUCACCUGCUUAGCAGAGCAAGACUAUAGGCGCCGCUUUUUCGAUGGCGGCGGUGUCAUCAACAUUGAAAUCUAAACCAAGGUAAAGUUUUUGAAAUCAUAACUUAGAAAGUAUAUGGACUUAGUUAAUGAAACUUGGACAUAAGGGUGAUAGUGUAUCACUGAAGAUCCUGCCUGAGUUUUAGGUCACAUGACCUAGGUCAAAGGUCACUUAGGGUCAACAAACUUUGACCAUGUUGGGGGUAUUUGUGGAAUUGUCAUCAUAACUUUGAAAUUUUAUGGAUCUAGUUCAUGAAACUUGGACAUAAGAAUAACCAUGUAUCCCUGAAUAUCCUGUUCAUGUUUCACAUCACCAAGAUCAAAGGUCAUUGAAGGUCAAUGAAUUUUGGCCGUGUUGGGGGUAUUUGUGGAAUUUUCAUCAUAACUUUAAAAUUUUAUAGAUCUAGUUCAUGAAACUUGGACAUAACAGAAACCAUGUAUCCCUGAAUAUCCUGUGUGUGUUUCAGGUCACAUGACCAAGAUCAAAGGUCAUUUAAGGUCAAUGAAUUUUGGCCAUGUUGGGGGUAUUUGUUUAAUUGGCAUCAGAACUUAGACAGUUUAUGGAUCUACACAUGUAGUUCAUGAAACAUAGAUAUAAGGGUAAUCAAGUUUAAAUUAUAGUUUUGCACACGUCUUAGGUCACAUGAUCAUAGUCAAAGGUCAUGUUGGAUCAAUGGACAUAGUACAUGUAUUUUAUUAUCAUAGACCUGUACGAGUGUUUUCUUUUGUAAAUAAUUAUUCUAUAGCUAUUUACAAAGUCAGCACUGCUGCUAUAUUGAAUCGCGUAAUGCAGGCGAGACAGCCAGAGGCGUUCCACUUGUUUAAUACUAAGUAGUAAAUGUAUUUACUUAAUAGUGCAAGAGGAAAUACAAAAUGGAUAGUAGUCUAAAUGCAUUUUUUCAUCCUUAGUUUUCAGGGGCGGUAUUCUGAGGUCAUUUUAUCUUUAAAAUAUUUUAUUUUAUCUCUUAGAAUGAAAUUGGUAUUCUGAGAUGACAUUUGAUCUCUCAGAUAAAAUCUUGCGUAUCUAUGAUGAUACGCAACAGAGCAGUGGCUGCGUAGACAUACCAAUCGCUUAUCUGGCCAUUGCAACGCGGGUGAUGUGCUUGCGCCCAAGUUACUUUAAAGAAAAGUAAAAAAGACUUUAAUAAAAGAGGGUCGGGGCUAUUUUAUCUCCGCGACGUUGAUUUCGUCAAUAUUUCUAGGGGAAUCCAAAUGUUGGCAUGAAAAUUAAGAAAAAUUAUAUAUUCAUUGAGAACACCUUAACGUUAUUCCUGUACAAUCAGGAAGUAUUUCAUUAGACUUUUCUUGACUAAUAUUGUCUUUGAAAUGAUGCUUGAAAAGGUGUGAUAAAGACUUCGAAAAAAAAAAAAAGUAUUGCCAUUUUUGUUAAAAAGAAAUCUCUGUAAAGACGCGCAAGCGUAUUUGAAGUCAAUAAAUUGACGCAAUCUCACUCCUUCGCCACACCUAGCGGAAUGGAUUUCCAUUGGUUGAGUGAUAUGAGAGAGCUAUAAAAGCGCGUUUCUAAUUGGAUGUUGAUUGUUCUCAGAAUACCAAUUCAGAGAGAUUUUAAGGGUAUUUUAUCUCACUGAUUUUAAGGGAGAUAAAAUAUUUUAUUUUAUUAAAAUAUUUUAUUUUAUCUGAGAUAAAAUGGAUCUCAGAAUACCACCCCUGGAAUUUAGAGAGACUGUGGGCUAAGUUCAGUUCACCUAAUCACCUGGAGAUGGGUUGUUGGACCAAGCGGUAAAAGAUUAAAUGGGCAUAGACUAUGGAAUUCAGUCGAGCGAUAAGUAAGAGGCAAUUGCAUUUAGACCAAAUUGUGAAAUGAGCCCUAGUGCCCUACACAUAUUAUCCUUACAUGUCUGCAUUGACAUCAUCCGCCAUGUUAGAGGCUGAAGCUACUGCCUUGCAUGCAAAUGCAUCAAUUAGUGAUCUGCAGCUGGCACAUCUCUGACAACUCUACACAUAUCCCUAUAUCCUCUGAGGGAGGGCGCUAAGAUAUUAUGACAUCACAUGCACAAGGUCUAUUGCUACACAUUCACUCUACAUCGCAACAGGCUAUUGAUCUCUGACUUUCAAGUCUGAUGCAUCUUAUGGUACAAAAUUAUGAUUAAAUGCAGGGCAUGCAGGGUCAAGGCUUAUUUUGUAAUCGCACAUUUACUGAUUUUCAGUAACCUUUACAUUCACAGGCUGCUUUAAUCACAUUUCACCAAUGAAGAAACACCUUUCUUAUCCCACUAUCAAAAUGUAAUUUCAAGGGAUUUACAAACACAUCGAUUCGCUGUGAUUAUCAACAGGGAUGUAGUCAAGGCCGGAACUUCCGCUAGUGAAAGCAUUCUCCCAUAGACUUUGUACUUGUGACUCCAGCCGAGGCCUAAGCCAAGGCCGGCAAAAUAUUGCUACAUUGUAUUUCUAACAACUCAAUAACAUCUUAGUUUGUCACUAUUCAUAUGGAAGCUUUCUUAGAAUGUGGGAAAAUUAAAAUAUCCACUUACUGACUGGAUCUUGAACUGGAACCUUUGUACCAACCCCUACUAGCUUGUGUGCCACUCCUCAUUAUUCAAGGCAAGUCACCAGCCAACGAGCUGCUCCAAUUAAGUUCCUGCAGCACCCUGUGCUUGCCUGCUGCAGUCUGCUUAGCAAUUACUGCAUUGCCUUGUGCAGUAAACACACACAAUAGCCAUCGAAACACAGUGAGGGAUUGCCUGCUAUGGCAGGUAUGUUUAGCCUAUUCAUAAACAAAUUAGGGAGUGAAUUAGAGUUACCCAACCAUGCAGACUCUCAUUAUGGCUACAUGUAAUAGAAAGGAGGGUCUAAGAAGUCAUUUGGCAAAUUUUUCAUCAAUACAAAUACUUGGGGGGUCAUUUUAUUGGAUCCUGUUUGAACCCAAAAGCUCAUUUGUUUUCACUCUUAGCUGUGGAUAUGAAAAUAUUGCCAGUAGGAUGGGAGGGACAAGCAUGGCCAUAAGCUUAAAUUUUUGGGGUUGGGGUGCCUUUGCCUUUUGUAAACUGAAAAAAGGAUUUCAUGCAUACUUUUGUUGAAAAUGAAAGUCGUUUUCAAUUCUUGGGGGAAGUGCCCCCCUCCCACGCCGCAUAUGGCCACGAGGACAAGGGCAUGCAAGAAAACUGCAGAGCUUGUGCAAAUACAAGCCCCUUUUACUGAAAUUGGUCUAUAGAAAUAUCCUUACAUCUUCCAUUUAAAUGUGGAUGUAGUAAUUUUGAUGUCACGUUAUGCCACCAUACCAUCUCUUUAUGGACGUUUCACAGGUGUUCAAUAAAUUUGAAGUUGAAAUAUAA
Molecule: messenger RNA, 5852 nt
Organism: Lytechinus pictus (painted urchin)
Lineage: Eukaryota; Metazoa; Echinodermata; Echinoidea; Temnopleuroida; Toxopneustidae
Product: leucine carboxyl methyltransferase 1-like
Exons: 8
Coding region: 143-1093 (316 amino acids)
Biological process (GO): C-terminal protein methylation
Cellular component (GO): cytosol
Molecular function (GO): protein C-terminal leucine carboxyl O-methyltransferase activity
Source: RefSeq, a predicted model, not a curated record